Messenger RNA from Mucor mucedo, 756 nucleotides. RefSeq lists its product as uncharacterized. The coding region runs from base 1 to 756 and encodes 251 amino acids. The record is from RefSeq and is a predicted model, not a curated record. Lineage: Eukaryota; Fungi; Mucoromycota; Mucoromycetes; Mucorales; Mucoraceae. The transcript has a single exon.
AUGAAAGUUGCGCAGGUUUAUGGAAACGAAUUGGCCAACUACUAUGAAAAUGAAAUAAGUCCUGUUUACGGGUCUAAAAAAAGAAAGACUCAUAGUAAAAGACUUAUAAAAACUUUGUACGAAGCAUCUGAUAGUAGACCACCAGAUAACAUUAAUGCCAUCUACGGUGAUAAAUCCAGCAGAAAUAUUAAGAAGAGAAGUUUGGACAGUGCUGUUGAAGAAAGCACCAACUUUUACGAGAUUUUUGGUGUAGAUAAAGAUGCAAACAAUCACCGUAUUGAAGAGAAAAACAAGAUGGAAGAUGGUAUCACGGCUUUCUUUUCGACAUAUGACGAUGAUCUUCCAUAUAAAUUGAAUGAUCGUCAACAUAACGGCGACUACGAACUCACAUCCGAUGGAGAUUACAACUUUACUGGACAACUAAAUGUGGAUUUAAAAAACAGAAUAUUUGGAGGUUUCGUUGUUCGUGACGCUGCUGAAGAAAUUAUGGGAUAUGCAUGUGAUUAUUGCAGUACCCCAUUAUCCGACGAAAAUAUCAAAAAAGACGAUGAUAGCAGCUCUGUGUGUUCGAUGAACUCAUUAAACAUUCGACGUACUUUAGAAGGUUUUGUUGAUGAAGGCUGGCUUGAUGUUGAAGAAGUCAAGUUCUGUAAGUUUACUGCCUCUCCCGAUCUUGAUGACAACAAGUCUGUAUCUUCAGUUGGAUCGUUGGAUUUUGAUAAAAUCUGGCAAGGUUACAGUAGUCGCUCGAUUUAA